Molecule: messenger RNA, 2958 nt
Organism: Suhomyces tanzawaensis NRRL Y-17324
Lineage: Eukaryota; Fungi; Ascomycota; Pichiomycetes; Serinales; Debaryomycetaceae
Gene: MNR2
Product: putative Mg(2+) transporter
Exons: 1
Coding region: 1-2958 (985 amino acids)
Biological process (GO): magnesium ion transmembrane transport; intracellular magnesium ion homeostasis
Cellular component (GO): plasma membrane
Molecular function (GO): magnesium ion transmembrane transporter activity
Source: RefSeq, a predicted model, not a curated record
AUGGCAAAGAAGAAGAGCAUAUUCGACGGAAUGAGCCACAACAACCAUCGGCCUGGCGCUCCAGGCACCUCCAGAGACCACCUCCACACAGGCAAACCCGCAGGUAGGGCAGUGAAAGCACAGUCAAAGGAACAUAGCAGACAAAGCUCGUCCGAUGACUUCUUGACCUCGGGUGUCUACAUCGAUCACCGCAAGCACGAUGACUUGGUGCUCCAACAUUCGGCUCCAGGGAGGUCCAGAAGGAGAGCUACCCACCAGCCCCAAAAGAGGGGCUCGGAAAGCCACAUCCAAGAUACCCCAGGGCUGCCUAUAUUGCCCUUAACGAACCAGAACCUCCAGAACUUGAUCAAAGGAAACGAAAACUCGCCCCGCACAGAAACUGGGAGGUCCCGUCUCAAGGAAAGACCAUAUGGAUCUGUCGCGUUAGAUAUGGACCAAUACGCCCGUGAACAAUCCCAGCUUGCCAAAACCCUGGCACUAACCAAUCCGUUCAAUAGGGCUGAUCAGGUGGACAGGUUGUCCUUGCCUCAUGGCGACGAUGACGAUGAAGAACGUCUCUCGCUCAAUUCAUACGAGUUUGGUGCUUCCAACCCGUCGUCGGAACAUUCGAGUGACUCUACCUCGUUGGACGACGUUUGCUUCCCCGAUUAUUACGACCAGAACGGUCCAGACAGCAAAGAUAGCUACGAAUGGCCCGACUUGAAGGUCUUAGAAGAGUAUGUAAAGGAAGAGCUAGAGGAGUUUAUGGAAUCGAAGGAUGAAGAACAAGUACAUUUCAAUGUGGACUUUCAAAAGAGAGCAUCGCACAAGAAUGAGAGUCCAGAAAACCUGCCAACAUCUAGAUACUUGGGACAUGUUGAGAGCAAUGAAGAUACCCCAUUGUUGAACAAUUAUCAUGUUAAUGAAGUUGAUUCUUUGGAUCUGAUGAGCAAUUCACUCAGAAUCAGACCCACUCCAAUCCAACCAUGGGAAAAAUCCAAGGAGCAGAUCCCUACCAUUUUGAGAAACCAGAACGGACCUAGCAACUUCCAAACAAAACAAGCAGGCAAGGCACCUAGGUAUGAUGGUAAACUCUGUAGGUUCACUUAUUUCAGAGAGGACCUUAAUACUACAAUUCAUUCACCAACUAUAAGUGGUUUGAUUGGGGAAGAUGAAUCAAGCGAUGAACCCACAACUGUGGAUAAGGCUUCCGAUUUGCAAACUACUUCCCAGCAUGAUGAUCAAGAUGAUGGAAUUUAUUCCAAGCUUCAAGAAUUGUUUAGACCAAUUCGCCCAACAUCACUCUCUAAGUCACCCUCUAGUGCCAGUGUAUCUAACGUUGCAAGUCAUCAUGAAAAUCACAAUUCUUCUGGUAUCAAUUUGAAUGGUAACGCAUUGGAAGUAAAACCACUCACGAAGGUCGUGAAGCAAGCAUCUAAGGGAAAUGAAUCGCCUUACCCUGAUGGAGCAGGCUCGGUUGCCGCUACCUCAGAGAAACCACCAAACUCUCCAUAUUGGUUGGAUGUUUUAGAUCCAACGGAGGAGGAAAUGAAGGUUUUAUCGAAAACAUUCGGAAUACAUCCAUUGACUACUGAAGAUAUCUUUUUGGGCGAAACCCGUGAGAAAGUUGAACUUUUCAAGUCAUACUACUUUAUUUGCUUUACUUCAUUUGAUGUCGUUUAUGAAAGACGGAAACAAAGAGCCAAGGAACAAGAAAAGAAACUUAACAAACUCCAGGAAAUGUAUGAAAAUGCUGGAACUGGCGACGGCAAUGAUGCCAAUAGUAUAUUUGGAUCUCCUGAACAAAAAUCUAAGGUAUGGGGCUUUUUCAGAAACUGGGUCAAUAAGAAGUCCUCCGAUACAAGGAAAUCUACGAGCCACUCAUAUAAUAAAGUUCCCACCAAGGGUUCAGGCUCUAUGAAGUCCAGACAAAAGAAAAUAAGAGAAGGUGAAUUGCUGCCAUUGAACAUGUACAUGAUUGUUUUCAAAGAUGCUGUGAUUACCUUCCAUUUUUCUGCCACUCCACAUCCAAUCAAUGUUAGAAGACGUGCUCGUUUACUCAAAGAUUAUUUGACGGUCAGUUCUGAUUGGAUAUGUUACGCAUUAGUUGAUGACAUCACAGAUUCUUUUGCACCUAUGAUUGAAAGUAUUGAAGUCGAAGUCAAUUCCAUCGAGGAUGCAAUCUUGAAAAUGCAUUCAGGGGAUUCGGAUUCAGAUGAUGAUUCGGAUCUGGAUUCGGAUCUGGAUUCAGACGUUGAUUCCCACUAUGGUCGCAAUAUCAACGCUAGAAGAAGAAAAAAGAGUAACGAGAAUCAGAAAAAUACAGGGGAAAACGUAUUCUUCAGGCGUAAGAGAACGAAGUCCACUGUUGACCACAGAGUCGGUUCCAGAUUCAAGAACUUUCCGAUUCGCUCCUCAUCUUCUAAGAGCAGCUCGAAGAGUAGUCGCAGUUCCAAGACUGAAUCAAAGACGAUUGGAUGGAAAAGAAAGGGUGAUAUGCUUAGAAGAAUUGGAGAGUGUCGUAAGAGAGUCAUGUCAGUGUUAAGGUUAUUGGGUUCCAAAGCCGAUGUUAUCAGAGGAUUUAGCAAACGUUUCGGUGAAGCCAUUAAUGAGAGUCGUGAUGGUACCAAGAGUGAGAUUGGUAUGUACUUGGGUGAUAUCCAAGAUCAUAUUGUCACCAUGGUUCAAUCAUUAAACCAUUAUGAGAAACUUCUUGCACGUUUCCAUUCCAACUACCUAGCACAAAUCAAUAUUGACAUGACUAAGGUUAACAACGAUACCAACGACGUUUUGGGUAAAAUCACUAUUUUAGGUACUAUUGUUUUGCCUAUCAACGUUGUGACUGGUUUAUGGGGUAUGAACUGUGUGGUUCCCGGACAAGAGUAUGAAGGUCUUGCAUGGUUCUGGUGUAUUGUUGCCAGCAUGAUCAUAUUCAGCACAAUUGGUUACAAUUAUGCCAAAAAGGUUACCGGUUUGUAA